Myxocyprinus asiaticus (Chinese sucker) is the source of this 10981-nucleotide messenger RNA. RefSeq lists its product as uncharacterized. Bases 363 to 10436 code for a protein of 3357 amino acids. Gene Ontology annotation, molecular function: protein binding. The record is from RefSeq and is a predicted model, not a curated record. Lineage: Eukaryota; Metazoa; Chordata; Actinopteri; Cypriniformes; Catostomidae. The transcript is spliced from 34 exons.
CUGACUUGCUUUCACUUUAGAAAUCCCCUCUUCGCUUACAGUGGGGAAGAAGUACAAGGAAAGAAUAAAAGAUGGAUUUAGAUUGUUUGGACCUUUUGCAAUAUUGAAUUAACUGUAGUUCAAUCAAUCACCGAAGAUGAAACUGUGUAAGAGAUCAGCAGUUACACAGAUAGUGCUUAUUCACACCUGAUUCUGUCCACGAACCACACGAAGAAAUCGAAAGAUUUUAAAGCGUUUUUGACAUUUUAAGGAAGUAUAUUGAGGCGCGUGGUCAAAAGGCCAAAUGGAUCGUAAACAGGUUGAGGCCAUAUGACACAACAUCUCCAACACCCUCCUAUACAUCUCUACGAAGUGACCAGUCAAUGGAUCAACCAACAGAGAUAAAAGAAAGAACACAGAUAAAUAAAAGGUUAAGACCUGGGGAAGCAACAUCUCCAGCACCCUCCUGCACAUCUCUUCAAAGUGACCAGUCAAUGGAUCGACCAAAAGAGUUCAAAGAUGUAACUCAUGGUAUCCAGAUGAACGAAAGAUUGAGACCAGAUGACACAAUAUCUCCAACACCUUCUUGCACAUCUCUAAAAAGUGACCAGUCAAUGGAUCGACCAAUAAGGUUCAAAGAUAGAACAAAGAGUUUAAGGUUGAGACCAGAUGACACAGUAUCUCCAGCACCUUCUUGCACAUCUCUAAAAAGUGACCAGUCAAUGGAUCGACCAAUAGAGUUCAAAGAUAGAACACAGCAUUUCAUAAAGAAUGAAAGAUUGAGACCAGAUGACACAAUAUCUCCAACACCUUCUUGCACAUCUCUAAAAAGUGACCAGUCAAUGGAUCGACCAAUAAGGUUCAAAGAUAGAACAAAGAGUUUAAGGUUGAGACCAGAUGACACAGUAUCUCCAGCACCUUCUUGCACAUCUCUAAAAAGUGACCAGUCAAUGGAUCGACCAAUAGAGUUCAAAGAUAGAACACAGCAUUUCAUAAAGAAUGAAAGAUUGAGACCAGAUGACACAAUAUCUCCAACACCUUCUUGCACAUCUCUAAAAAGUGACCAGUCAAUGGAUCGACCAAUAGAGUUCAAAGAUAGAACAAAGAGUUUAAGCACAUUGUCAGCCACUCUGUUGACAGAGGAUCACUACAGGUGUUCAGUGUGCACAGAGGUUUUUAAGGAUCCAGUUUCCAUUCCCUGUGGACACAGUUACUGCAAACACUGCAUUGAGAUCUACUGGAGCAAACCAACUCAAGCAGGAUGUUACGCUUGUCCUCAGUGCAGAAAGAGGUUCAGAAAUCGUCCUGUGUUAUAUGUAAAUGUUGCUUUGGCGAAAGUGAUAGAGGAACUGAAGCAGGCAGGGUUUAGUCCUGCUCUUCCUGCUCACUGCUAUGCUGGACCUGAUGAUGUUCCCUGUGAUAUCUGCACUGGAAUGAAGCUCAGAGCUGUUAAAUCCUGUUUGACUUGCACAGCGUCGUUCUGUGAGACCCACAUCAGACAGCACUACACAGUACCAGCACUGCAGAGACACAAUCUGGUGGAGCCUGGCAAUUUUUCACAUGACAAUGAGACAUUUAGAAUAUCCAGAGCAGAAGAAGAAUUGCAAGAAGAGAUCAAAGGGUUGACCGCAACAGUGGCUGCACUGAAAAUGACCUUGAGAGAAAAGGACACACGGGCAAAACGCUUGUGUAAAGGAUUUGAAGUCCAUUGUCAUGAUUUCCCCUAUGAUGCUAUUGAAGUGGUUACUCUAGGCCGCCCCUUGAGCCUUGGAAUGUUAUAUGACACUAACAGUGAUUCUUAUUGUAAAGAUACUUUCCUGUGGAAUGAGGGCAUCAUUUCCUCUAUGAGAGUGUCCCUGCCUCGGCCUCAAACAGAGGUGAAGGUUCUAGAAGGUGACUCUCUACAGGAGAGAUUCAGAAUCCUUGAAAUGUCUCCUGUGUUAAGAACAAAAGCUUUGCAUGGACUGAUUGAAAUGAUUGGAGCUGCAGCCUUUCUGAAUCACCCAGUACAGUCUGAGCAUCAGGACAGAGUUACACUGCACUACAAAACCACCACCAGACUGGACAUGAUCAGCCAAAGAUUGCUACAGGAAGGCAUUCCUCCCUCAGUCAUUAAUUCAACCUCGGCUACACACGUGAUCAUAGCUGUGUGCUAUGGAGCUCAGGCUUUCUUUGUUUUUGAUCAUGUGCAAAUUGGUUCAGAGAAAACUUCAAAAAUGAAAAAUGUUAUCAAGAAGGUGACCUCUUCAUUUUGUGCAAGUCAAAUUAAUUUAAAUCUCAGUGACAAUGAAAAAUCUUUGAGUUUGUUUUAUAACUGUAGUCUCUUCAUUGAUGUUGGUGAUUUGAAGAGUCCAGUGUCUUUUGAUAAAGCAGUAGAAAUCUAUGGUUCUCUGCCAAUGCUGCUUGGAUCUAAAGGUGAGAAUGCAGUUCCUAUGAAGGUCUGGCUCUACCCUUUGAAGAACCUGGACAAGACCUCUGUGUGUGCUCUUCUCAGGGGAGUCAGUAAAAGCCUGAUGCAGAGAGCUGAGAAUGUUCUGGGACAUCUGAAAAACCAGAUCAGGAAAUGUCAGGAUUUCAUGUCGAGCCCAGGUAAUCUAAGUGUGAUUAUUUGGUUUCCUGCUCUGAAAGAUAAAUUAGCAAAUUUUUCAGAGCUUCUGCAUAAAUACCAAGCACAUUUUCAGAAAGGAAUCACAGAGAUUGCUGAAGCCAUUCAUGUUAAAGAAGAGGAAGGAGAGAACAGAUUACAACAUCUCUUAGACAGACAUGACCAAUCACCAUUCAGUGCAGAGAACACAAAUCAAUGGCUGGAGAAUAAAGAAACUGAGCUGAAGAUUUUGAAUGACUGCAGAGCCGCAGACAUCCCUGUUGUGAAAUCACAGGCAGAGUUACAGCAAGUCCUAAGUCAUUCACAGAAAACCAGAGUGAUGUGUUUAACUCUAACAUCACCAGAAAAAGAAGAUUUGUUUCUUUCUACUCUGAAACAAGAAUUUGAAUCUGAUCACAUUAUUCAAAGGGAUUCACUCGUAUUCAAGCCUGUUCUUAUCAGUCAGAAAGUGCUUUUUGAUAUGCAGCUGUUUAUUGCUGUUAAAGAGGCAAAUGAAGAUACAGAGCAAACCAAGUUCAUUGCUGUAAUUGUACCUGAUGUUUGUGAUGAAUACACGGUGCAGUUUUAUCAUGCUGGAAUGAUUGUAAGCAGAAAUGUGAAGCUUGGACUGAAACCAAAUGUUCCUCAGAUAGUUCAAAUAAAGCAAACAAGUGUGUCUUUGAUGCUAAAUCAUUUGCUGAACAAAAGAACUGAGAGAUAUGUGGUGGAGUACAGAGUUGUGGCUGAUGGAGGAAAUAACAACUCUUGGAAACAGACCACAGUGUUUGCUGAGAAAUGUGUUUUAUCAGGUUUAAAAACAGAAUCUGAAUACCAGCUCAGGUAUGCAGUGGGUGACAACCAAUGUAUGAGCAAUUUCAGCAGGAUUAUACGUUUUAAAACAUCUUCUGCAGCCAUUCCUGGAAAACCCUCUGUUAAUAAGCUGAACAGAGAAACUCUUAAAAUUACCUGGUUGAAGGCUGAAGCAAAUUGUCCAGUGCUUCACUAUAUGGUUGAGUAUAAAGAAGCAGGACUGAAGGGCUGGUCAUCAGUACUGACACAAGGACCUCAAUGUGAAUGUACUUUAACUGUACCUCACAGCACCUGCUAUACAGUCAGAGUCUCUGCUGUCUAUAAAGACAUCACCAGCAAACCUAGUGAGGAAACAUCUGUACCUGUGGAAGUCUGGAUCAUAAACCUCGCAGAGAUUAAGAGCUCCAACCUCCUAGAAGUCUUUAAACUCCAAAGAUUGAGAAAACCAGUAGAGCUGAUAGGCUGGUCAGAUGAAGAGAGUGAAAUGAGGGGAUUCCUCCAGUGUCUGCCCUACAUCUCACAACUGAGAUUCACUCAACCAGAAUGUAGAUCCCCCGAAGAAUGGGAGAAACAAAAGAGGUCAUUUCUGUUGAAUCUGUCAAUGCAAGCUGUUCUCACAGAAACAUCAGAAACACUUGAGACAAGUGUGGAAACACUGCUGUCUGUUGAUGAAUAUGGAAGGUCUGAUUUUCUGCUGGAUCUGUGCUUGCUUGUUAAGGACUAUGAGACUCAAACAGGCAGGAGUGUCCUUGCAGCAUUACAGCCAAUUUAUCAGUCAGCUCCUGCAGUCUGGAUCAUAAACCUCUCAGAGAGAAAGAGCUCCAUCCUCCUAGAAGUGCUGAAACUCCAAACAGAGAAGAAACCAGUAGAGCUGAUAGACUGGUCUGAUGAAGAAAGUGAAGUGAGGGGAUUCCUCCAGUGUCUGCCCUACAUCUCACAACUGAGAUUUCAAGAUAAUGUAUUUGAUGGAGGGAAGAAAAUGGCAGCUGUCCAGUUUCUGGUCAAUCUGAUCUAUGCAGCAUUGCAGUGUGACACAACUACUGGAGAGAAUUACACUGAACUGUUCACAUCUGUGUGCAGCUACACAUCUUUCCCCUUUGAUGAUGAUAAUUAUUAUAAAACUAGACAAUGUGAUUUCCUGCUGGAUCUGUGCUCACAUGUGAAGGACUAUGAGAUUCAAACAGGCAGGAGUGUCCUUCCAGCAUUACAGCCAAUUUAUCAGUCAGCUCCUGCAGUCUGGAUCAUAAACCUCUCAGAGAGAAAGAGCUCCAUCCUCCUAGAAGUGCUGAAACUCCAAACAGAGAAGAAACCAGUAGAGCUGAGAGACUGGUCAGAUGAAGAGAGUGAAGUGAGGGGAUUCCUCCAGUGUCUGCCCUACAUCUCUGAACUGAGAGUUUCUCCACCACAGAAUCAGGAAGAAUCCUUUAAAGAUUGGGAAAAAAGAAAGAGAUUGUGUCUACUAAAUCUUUGUUUGCAAGUGGCUCUCUGCCAAGAGGAUACCCUAGAGACAAAUAUGGAGACAUUGCUGUCAACCAUGUAUGAUGGGAAAUGUGAUUUCCUACUGGAUCUGUACUCGCAUGUAAAGGACUAUGAGAGUCAAACAGGCAGGAGUGUCCUUCCAGCAUUACAACCAAUUUAUCAGUCAGCUUCUGCAGUCUGGUAUGUAUACCUCUCAGAGAGAAAAGCUGCCUUAAUGCUAGAAGUGCUGAAACUCCAAACAGAGAAGAAACCAGUAAAGCUGAGAGACUGGUCAGAUGAAGAGAGUGAAGUGAGGGGAUUCCUCCAGUGUCUGCCCUACAUCUCACAACUGAGCUUUUAUAAGGAUGUAUUAUAUUUUGAAAAGGAGAAGAAAUCAGCCUUUCUGUUUCUGCUGGAGCUGAGUGGUGCGGCAUUAAAAUGGGAUACAUCUGGAAAAGAGAAUUUCAGUAAACUGUUAACAUCUGUGUGCAGCUACUCAUCUUUCCCCUGUGAUGAAAAUAUUACAAAUUCUACUGGUCAGUGCGAAUUUCUACUUGAUCUGUACACGCACAUAAAGGACUAUGACACUCAAACAGGCAGGAGUGUCCUUCCAGCAUUACAGCCAAUUUAUCAGUCAGCUCCUGCAGUCUGGACCAUAAACCUCUCAGAGAGAAAGAGCUCCAUCCUCCUAGAAGUGCUGAAACUCCAAACAAAGAAGAAACCAGUAAAGCUGAUAGACUGGUCAGAUGAAGAGAGUGAAGUGAGGGGAUUCCUCCAGUGUCUGCCCUACAUCUCACAACUGAGAUUCACUUCACCAGAGAAGGAAACCUUUGAGGAAUGGGAGAAUAGAAAGAGAUUGUUUGUUUUAAAUCAUUGCCUGCAAGCUGCUCUUCACCAAAAAGAAGCCAUAGGAAAAACUAUGGAGACACUACUGUCAUCUGUGUAUUAUGAGAAAUCAGAUUUCCUGCUGGAUAUGUACUCGAUUGCAAAUGAAUAUGAGACUCAAACAGGCAGGAGUGUCCUUCCAGCCUUACAGCCAAUUUAUCAGUCAGCUCCUGCAGUCUGGUAUAUAGACAUCUCAGAAGGAAAGAGCUCCAUCCUCCUGGAAGUGCUGAAACUCCAAACAGCGAAGAAACCAGUAGAGCUGAAACGCUUGUCACUGGUAGAGGGUGAUUUUAGGGGAUUCCUCCAGUGUCUGCCCUACAUCUCUGAACUGAGAUUUUAUAAAGAUGUUUUAGAAGAAGGACAGAAGAAAAGGUCUGCUCUGCUCUGUCUGCUGAAUUUAAGCAUUGCAGCAUCAGAGUGUGUUUCAACUAAAGGGGCAAAUUUGAUUUCAUCUGUGUGCAGCUACACAAAUUUCCCCUGUGGAAAAGUCUCUGAAUACCAUCCCCCUGAUAAUGCAUUUCAAACUAAACAAUGUAAUUUCCUACUGGAUCUGUACUCACAUGUGAAGGACUAUGAGAGUCAAACAGGCAGGAGUGUCCUUCCAGCAUUACAGCCAAUUUAUCAGUCAGUUCCUGCAGUCUGGAUCAUAAACCUCUCAGGGAGAAAGAGCUCCAUCCUCCUAGAAGUGCUGAAACUCCAAACAGAGAAGAAACCAGUAGAGCUGAAAGACUGGUCAGAUGAAGAGAGUGAAGUGAGGGGAUUCCUCCAGUUUCUGCCCUACAUCUCUGAACUGAGAUUUACUGAACCACAGCAGAAAUCAUCUGAAUUAUGGGAAAAAAGAAAGCGAUUAUUAUUCUUAAAUUUGUGCCUUCAAGCUGCUCUCUACCAGAAAGAGACCAUAGAAGCAACUGCAAAGAUACUGUUGUCAUUUGUGUAUUAUGAGAAAUGUGAUUUCCUGCUGGAUCUGUACUCACAUGUGAAGGACUAUGAGAGUCAAACAGGCAGGAGUGUCCUUCCAGUAUUACAGCCAAUUUAUCAGUCAGUUCCUGAAGUCUGGAUCAUAAACCUCUCAGAGAGAAAGAGCUCCAUCCUCCUAGAAGUGCUGAAACUCCAAACAGAGAAGAAACCAGUAAAGCUGAGAGACUGGUCAGAUGAAGAGAGUGAAGUGAGGGGAUUCCUCCAGUGUCUGCCCUACAUCUCACAACUGAGAUUUGAUUUUGCUGUUCAGUUUCUGGUGAAUCUGAUUGUUGCAGCAUCAGAGAUUGAUACUACAGGAGAGAAUUACACUGAACUAUUAACAUCUGUGUGCAGCUACACAUCUUUCCCCUGUGAUAAGAAUUAUAGUUAUAAAACUAAACAAUGUGAUUUCCUGCUGGAUCUGUACUCACAUGUGAAGGACUAUGAGAUUCAAACAGGCAGGAGUGUCCUUCCAGCAUUACAGCCAAUUUAUCAGUCAGCUCCUGAAGUCUGGAUCAUAAACCUCUCAGAGAGAAAGAGCUCCAUCCUCCUAGAAGUGCUGAAACUCCAAACAGAGAAGAAACCAGUAGAGCUGAUGGGCUGGUCUGAUGAAGAGAGUGAAGUGAGGGGAUUCCUCCAGUGUCUGCCCUACAUCUCACAACUGAGAUUUGGUGUGAAGAUUGUCUAUAAGAGAAAAGAAUCUGUGGUUCAGUUUCUGGUGAAUCUGACUGUUGCAGCAUCAGAGUUUGACACAACUACAGGAGAGAAUUACACUGAACUAUUAACAUCUGUGUGCAGCUACACAUCUUUCCCCUGUGAUGAGGAUGAUGAUGAUGAUUAUUCUGAGUUUGAAAUUGAACAAGGUGAUUUUCUGCUGGAUCUGUACUCACAUGUGAAGGACUAUGAGAGUCAAACAGGCAGGAGUGUCCUUCCAGCAUUACAGCCAAUUUAUCAGUCAGUUCCUGCAGUCUGGAUCAUAAACCUCUCAGAGAGAAAGAGCUCCAUCCUCCUAGAAGUGCUGAAACUCCAAACAGAGAAGAAACCAGUAGAGCUGAUGGGCUGGUCUGAUGAAGAGAAUGAAGUGAGGGGAUUCCUCCAGUGUCUGCCCUACAUCUCACAACUGAGAUUUUCUCCCAUUGUCUUUGAUGAGGAGGAGUCUGAAGAUACUUUACAGUUUCUGGUGAAUCUGAUUGUUGCAGCAUCAAAGUGUGAAACAGAUACAGGAGAGAAUUACACUGAACUAUUAACAUCUGUGUGCAGCUACACAUCUUUCCCCUAUGAUGAUGAUAAUUAUUAUAAAACUAAACAAUGUGAUUUCCUGCUGGAUCUGUGCUCACAUGUGAAGGACUAUGAGAGUCAAACAGGCAGGAGUGUCCUUCCAGCAUUACAACCAAUUUAUCAGUCAGUUCCUGCAGUCUGGAUCAUAAACCUCUCAGAGAGAAAGAGCUCCAUCCUCCUAGAAGUGCUGAAACUCCAAACAGAGAAGAAACCAGUAGAGCUGAGAGACUGGUCAGAUGAAGAGAGUGAAGUGAGGGGAUUCCUCCAGUGUCUGCCCUACAUCUCACAACUGAGAUUUGGUGUGAAGAUUGUCUAUAAGAGAAAAGAAUCUGCUGUUCAGUUUCUGGUGAAUCUGAUUGUUGCAGCAUCAGAGAUUGAUACAACUACAGGAGAGAAUUACACUGAACUAUUAACAUCUGUGUGCAGCUACACAUCUUUCCCCUUUGAUGAUGAUGAUAAUUAUUAUAAAACUAGACAAUGUGAUUUUCUGCUGGAUCUGUACUCACAUGUGAAGGACUAUGAGAGUCAAACAGGCAGGAGUGUCCUUCCAGCAUUACAGCCAAUUUAUCAGUCAGCUCCUGCAGUCUGGAUCAUAAACCUCUCAGAGAGAAAGAGCUCCAUCCUCCUAGAAGUGCUGAAACUCCAAACAGAGAAGAAACCAGUAGAGCUGAUAGACUGGUCAGAUGAAGAGAGUGAAGUGAGGGGAUUCCUCCAGUGUCUGCCCUACAUCUCACAACUGAGGAAUGCUGAGCAGUAUUUCCCCUCAUUAUGUAAAGUGUUUGGGUCCAGAGUAAAGGCAGAUCAGGUGACUCCUCUGCUUCAGGCUCUGAACUUCACUGUCACUCUCAGUGGAAUAUUACACAGCAGCACCUGCAGAUCUGUGGGGAGAGUCCUGGGCCUCUCAUCAUCAAAACUAAACCUGACACUAAACCCACAAGCCAUCUCUCUCAAAGGAGUCAGACUACUCUUCAAACACAUCACACACCUGCACAAACUCAGCUUGAGGAAAAAUAUAUUGUUGAAGAUUGUCAGAGCUCUGAGGUCAGUGGAUGAUUGCAGAUCUUUGGCAAUAGAGGAGCUUUCCCUGGUCAUGAGAAACACAAAGACCUUAAAGCAAAAUCACUCCAGAAUCCUGAGCAAGUUAUCUGUUUUCCUGAGUCUGUGGACUGUCCGGUGUCUGGAUCUUACUAAGUGUAAAAUAGAGGCUCUGCCUUUAACCCCUCUGUUGCAGGUUCAGGGACCCCUGACAAUCAGGUUUUCUAAAGAGACUCUUCAGCAGCUGGUUGAAAUGGUGUUUGAAGCACAUGAUGAUGAACUGACACGCUUAUUCCUGGAGAAGGUGUCUGAAGAUCUGUCUUCCUGCUCACUGAGCUGGGAAGUGAUUCACUAUCUACUACAGUGCAAAAGUCUAAAUUUCAAACUUGACUUCAGAAAGAUCAAAGUCUCUUCUGAAAACAUCAGGGAACUUCUGCCUUUGCUGGAAGGAAUCCAGUUUAAAAGGUUGAGCCCCAGCUUUACACUGUCCAUCAUGAUGGAGAUUUACGAGACUCGCUCUCCUCAGUAUGUGUCCAGACUGUUGAGUUCAUCAGAGAGUUACAUCAGUCUGAACAACAGAGUGUUGGACUCUGUUCACUGUGCUGCUCUGCGCUUCACUCUUGAGCACUGCAACACUGUCAAACUCAACCUGUUCUGGACCUCCAUACCAGAGGGGGAGCUAGAGAGCAUUCUGCCUUUACUCAAGGGAGUCUCUGAACUCAGUGUUGACAGGCAGCUGUUGUUGAAGCUGCUUCAUUGCUGCAGUUCCUCUGAUCACCAGCAGGAGGCAGCAGCUGUUCUGCUCUCUGCUCUUCAGAACAUACUGGACUUUUCCUGCUGCUCUGCUCUGGACCUGACAGACACACAGCACAAUCAAGAUGAUUUUAACCUGACCACUAGAGACUGUAAAAUAAUCUUAUCUGUGCUUCAACAAACUCAAAGUAUUGUGAAGGUGGUCUUAAAGGACUGUGAGGUCUCUGACAAGGCCAUGAAUGAACUGCUGCCAAUUCUGCCAAAAGUCCAGCUGAGAUGUAGUAAAGCUCUGCUGCUGCAUUUUCUGGCUUGUAUUAGUAAAGGAACUAAGAGGAGCUCUUUGAGGUGGUUUAAGGCUCUUUCUCGGGCUUUGGGAGGAGAGAUGGACCUCAGUCACACUCCGAUAGAUCUGAAAGCAUGUGAAAAGCUGGCGCUGUUUCUGGAAUAUUCUGAAGGGCUUUCAGAACUGGAUCUCAGCCACUGCAAACUCACUGAUGAAUGCAUGAAACCACUGAUACCACACCUGCACAAGACUCAGACUCUGGAUCUGAGUCACAAUAAAGUAACAGAUGAAUCAGCAAGAAGAAUCCACAGUAUUGUCUCCACUCACAGCAAUAUUCAGACUGUACGACUCUUUGGAAACAAAAUUAAAGAUGGGAAGCUGUUCAUCAGAGAUAAUCGGUUUGAAAUAUGGUGAAGACCCUGUGUCAUAACCUGUUGAUCAUGAAAAUGAAUAACUCCAAACAUAACGAAACACAUUUUGUAUAGCUCCAGAUUUAAUGGAUUGAAAUGAUGAUGAUGUUUAUAUUCUGUCUAUUUUAAAAAACACUUAUGGUAAUAGAGCUGUAAAAAGUUGUUGAUGUUCUUAUAUUUUCAUGCAGUAAACAUUAACAAUAACUAGUUUUUGUACAGAAUUCUGCUUUUGCAGCAGGGUCUCUGGUAUACAUAUGAUACUAUUUUAGUAACAUUAUAUUUUUUUAUUGAAAUGGUUUAUUACAACAAAUGUGCUGCAAAUGUGUCACAUAACCUCUGAAUGAUUCAGUGAGUAAAUUGGUGAGUCGUUUGGAGUGAUUCGUUUAAAGAACCGACUCACUAGAUUAAUGAGUCACACUCUACACUCUAGUGUCUGUAUGUUUGUGUGAUAUAUUUUCUUUUGCACCAUGUCUGUUUAUAUAUCAGUCAAUUUGUACCUUGGUGUGAAAUAAUUAUGUGACAAAAUACUAACCAAUCUACGCAAAUCAA